AUGGCGAUUGCGCGCGAGGAGAUCUUUGGCCCCGUCGUCUGCGUCAUGAUGUUUAAGACGUUCGACGAGGCCAUCGAGCGCGCCGACGCGACGACGUACAGCCUUGCGGCUGGUGUUUGCACAAUGGACGUGGAAAAUAUUAUGCACUGCGCGCCCUUCUUGCAGGCGGGUCACCGUGUGGGUGAAUUGCUGGAAUUCCGUCGACGUCUCCACGCCGUUUGGCGGCUUCAAGCGGAGUGGCCUCGGCAGGGAACUCGGCGAGCAGGCACUGGAGCAAUACACCGAGACCAAAGCAAUUCACAUUGCACUGAAGGGGCCCUUGGUGAAGAAUUAGUUUGA
This is a messenger RNA of Trypanosoma rangeli, 339 nucleotides long. Its product is annotated as aldehyde dehydrogenase, mitochondrial precursor. The record is from RefSeq and is a predicted model, not a curated record. The transcript has a single exon. Gene Ontology annotation, molecular function: aldehyde dehydrogenase (NAD+) activity. Lineage: Eukaryota; Euglenozoa; Kinetoplastea; Trypanosomatida; Trypanosomatidae. Bases 1 to 339 code for a protein of 112 amino acids.